CUCCAAUAAAUAUAAUUCUGUCACGUUUAUGUUUGCUUAAAACCAUUAUUAUUGUAAAUUAUACUAUUACAUUUUGUUUGAAAUUAAAAUCUUAUUUUGCCAGUGAUGGGUUGCAGCUGGAAGGUCAUCCGCUGCGUAAAAUAUAUGCUGGAUAAGUUGGCGGUUCAUUCUGCUGUGGCGACCCCAGAUUAAUAAAGGGACUAAGCUAAAAAGAAAAUGAAUGAAUGAAAAUCUUAUAAUGAUUGUCAAAUGAUUUGUCAAAUCCUUUGAGAAUAUUUUUAAAAAUAAAGAAGACUCUAUAUUAUUUAUACUCUUUAUUAUUUAAUGUCUCUUAAAAUAAAAAGUACUAAUUUUCUUUUUUCCAUUUCUUUGCAAGUAGACUAUUAUAAAAUAGUAAAAUGCACCAUUUUCACUCAUAUCUGGACAGAAAUUUUAAGUUAAAUUAACACCAUGAACGGACCUUUGCUCAUAAAAUUAUGCAUUAUUAAAAAUUAAAUUCAUCAUAUGUACAUGACAUAUUUUGGUGACACAUUUAACGCUCGCUAGAUGUAUAAAGGAUCCCUGAUAAAUGUCCAUUGUCGAGCUCUGAUUCUGGCACACAUCUCCUGCGUCAUCAUUGCGCGCCUUUACGAGUUUCACUAAGCGGCACUUUUGUCCCAUUGAAUGGGCAAUAGAAAAAAUAGAGCGUAGAAUAGUCCAACUAACCCGUAGUUAAUUGAUUACAGCUUAUCAUCAGAAAUACAAAUAUUCCGAGAUGAUCGAUACCAUCGAAAAAGAAGACACUAUUAUUAGUGAGGAGGAAGCUGCACAAUAUGAUCGCCAGAUUCGCCUGUGGGGUCUCGAUGCUCAAAAGAGACUGAGGGGAUCACGAGUACUUCUUGUUGGUCUGCGAGGUCUUGGAGCAGAAGUAGCAAAGAAUCUUAUUUUGGCUGGAGUCAAAGGACUGACCCUCCUGGACCAUGAGCAGGUGACUGAAGAGUCCAGGCGCGCUCAGUUCUUGAUUCCUGUGGAUGCAGAUGGUCAGAACCAUGCUCAGGCCUCUCUGGAGAGAGCUCAGUUCCUCAACCCCAUGGUGGAAGUAAAGGCAGACACUGAACCAGUGGAGAGCAAACCAGAUGACUUUUUCUUUCAGUUUGAUGCGGUUUGUCUGACCAGGUGUUCCAGAGACCUCAUGGUUCGAGUAGACCAGCUGUGUGCCUCCAGGAACAUUAAGGUCUUCUGUGGUGACGUGUAUGGCUAUAAUGGGUACAUGUUCUCUGACCUCGGCCAGGAGUAUCACUAUGUAGAAGAAAAGCCCAAAGUGGUGAAAGGGUCUAAUGAAGCCAAUGAUGGUCCUGAAGCAAAGAAGCCAAAGAUCGACCCCAAUGAGACUACAAUGGUGAAAAAGACUAUCAGUUUCUGCUCUCUGAAAGAAGCUCUAGAGGUUGACUGGACUACCGAGAAAGCUAAAAGCAGCCUGAAGCGCAUUCCUGCUGACUAUUUCCUUUUGCAAGGCGCUGUCUCAGAGAGAUGCUCCGCACAGGAACUUUUUCUUCUUCGACGGCCUGAAGGGCAGCGGGGUGGUCGACUACUUCAGCUCCAAAUAAGUGGCCUCGGGAGAACACAGAGCCGUGCAUGUGGAGCUCAUCCUCUGCCAGUGGCCGCAGGCAUCAAAAUCUGUCUUUUGGACGAUACCUUUGCGUAGCUGUUUGCCACACGUCAACUAAUGCCAAGAGCAACCAGAACAUUUUGUCCACACACUCUUGAAUAUUCAUGCACACACAUUUUUUUUUCCACCAGGGUUGUGAUUUCUACUUUUUGUAUUAAAAUAAUAAAAGACCAAUGGAAAUAAAU
Molecule: messenger RNA, 1833 nt
Organism: Danio rerio (zebrafish)
Lineage: Eukaryota; Metazoa; Chordata; Actinopteri; Cypriniformes; Danionidae
Source: RefSeq, a predicted model, not a curated record